This is a messenger RNA of Macrosteles quadrilineatus (aster leafhopper), 567 nucleotides long. Its product is annotated as general odorant-binding protein 28a-like. The coding region runs from base 50 to 460 and encodes 136 amino acids. The record is from RefSeq and is a predicted model, not a curated record. Gene Ontology annotation, molecular function: odorant binding. NCBI's taxonomy places the organism in Eukaryota, Metazoa, Arthropoda, Insecta, Hemiptera, Cicadellidae. Gene Ontology annotation, biological process: sensory perception of smell. The transcript is spliced from 7 exons.
UGACUACGUAUAUAAACUCCCGCCAGCGCGGGAUCCUCACACGCACAUCAUGAAGUCCUUCCUGGCUGUAGUUGUCGUUUUGGCGGUCUUUGCUUCUAUCGAGGCAGCGCUGGACAGAGCCCAGUCCCUCGCUUUGGCCAAGAAAUGCGCAAUGAAGACUGGUGCCAAAGAAAACCCUGAGGAACUUCUAGACAAGCAGCUUAUUCCCGAGACCCGUGAAGGAAAGUGUAUGUUCGCUUGUGUGCUGAAGGAGAAGGGACUGAUGAAGAACGGUAAGGUUGAUGGGAAGGCAAUAAGCGAUUUCUUCGAGAAGACUUACUCCGACGACCCAGAGAAACUGGAGCAGGCCGCCGCAGCUGUGGGCAAGUGUAGCACAUUAGAUGUCAGUGGCAAGGAUGAGUGCGAGGUGGCGGUGGCAUACGCCAAGUGUGGAAAAGCAGAAGGCUUCAGGCUGGAGUAGGAGUUACGUGACCCAAGAUAAUGCUGUGAUGUAAAUAAACAAUGACAUGUAAAAAGUGCAAUUACAAAUGUUAACACCAAAAUACAAAAUUUUCUGUCGAUUCUUUA